This is a messenger RNA of Spinacia oleracea (spinach), 1959 nucleotides long. Its product is annotated as probable glycerol-3-phosphate acyltransferase 3. NCBI's taxonomy places the organism in Eukaryota, Viridiplantae, Streptophyta, Magnoliopsida, Caryophyllales, Amaranthaceae. The transcript is spliced from 2 exons. The record is from RefSeq and is a predicted model, not a curated record. Gene Ontology annotation, molecular function: phosphatase activity; glycerol-3-phosphate 2-O-acyltransferase activity. The coding region runs from base 6 to 1730 and encodes 574 amino acids. Gene Ontology annotation, cellular component: membrane. Gene Ontology annotation, biological process: cutin biosynthetic process.
AGAACAUGGCAACAUAUACCUCCUUGUUUAGAGCUAUUAUUUUCUUCUUCUCUAGAAUUCUUCAUGAACACUUCAAAACUCCAAGGUAUCUUCAUAGAAAAGUCAUUAAUGCCCUUAAUCCUACUCAACUUAAACUACAAAAAUACCCUUCUUUUAUUGGAUCAUAUGAGCUAUUCUCUAGUGAGGAUGAUGAUGAUAAAACAUUGAUCUUUAAUGUGGAAGAUACAUUGUUGAAAUCAUCUUCUUUGUUCCCUUACUUCAUGCUCGUGGCGUUCGAAGGUGGUAGUAUUUUAAGGGCAUUGUUGCUACUUAUCUUGUACCCUUUAAUUUGUUUGUUUAACAAAGAAAUGGGGUUAAAGAUAAUGGUUAUGGUUAGCUUCUUUGGGAUUAAGAAAGAUGGUUUUAUUGUUGGAAGGGCAGUUUUGCCAAAGUUUUUCCUUGAAGAUGUUGGGUUAGAAGGGUUUGAAGUGGUGAGAAAGUGUAAGAGGAAAAUGGGUGUAAGUGAGUUGCCUCAUGUGAUGGUUGAAAGUUUUGUGAGAGAGUAUUUAGAGGUUGACUUUGUUGUUGGAAAAGAGCUUAAGGUUUUUAAUGGAUAUUUUAUUGGUUUAAUGGAAGAUAAUAAUAAUAAAAUAGGUAAUGAUCUUAAUAAGCACAUGUUGGGAGAAGGUGACAAAUUGGGUUGUAAUAAUAUUUUUGGAAUUAGUGGCACCAAAGCAUCGUUAAGUCAUCCAUUUUUCUCCUUUUGCAAGGAAAUUUAUCUAACAAAUGAAGAAAUGAAGAGCAAAUGGAAAUCUCUUCAAAGUGAAAACUACCCAAAACCAUUGAUAUUCCAUGAUGGAAGAUUAGCUCUAAGGCCAACACCAACAUCCACUUUAACCCUAUUUUUGUGGCUACCUUUUGGAAUUUUCCUUGCUAUUUUUAGAGGAGUUAUUGCUUUAUCCCUUCCUAAAAAUAUAGCAAACCCAAUCCUAACUUUCACUGGCCUAAGACUCCUAACCUGUGCAUCACACCCUAACCCAACAAGCCCGAACCCGAAAAGUUCUUCCGAACCCACGGGCUCGGGUCAGGGUCAUGAUCAGGGUCAUGCAUCACACCCUAACCCAACAAGCCCGAACGCGAAAAGUUCUUCCGAACCCACGGGCUUGGGCUCGGGUCCGGGUCAGCUCUAUGUUUGCAACCAUAAAACAUUAUUAGACCCACUUUACCUCUCUUAUGCACUAAACAAGCCACUAACCGCGGUUACAUACAGCCUAAGUAGGGUAUCAGAAAUCUUAGCACCAAUCAAGACCGUCCGAUUAACACGUGAUCGUGAUCAAGAUGGGAUCAUGAUGGAGAAGCUACUAAAUCAAGGGGAUCUAGUAGUUUGCCCUGAAGGGACUACAUGUAGAGAACCAUUUCUCUUAAGAUUUAGCUCUUUGUUUGCUGAGAUGAAUGACCAAAUUACCCCUGUGGCAAUGGACUGCCACGUGUCCAUGUUUUAUGGAACUACGGCUAGUGGUCUCAAGUGUUUGGACCCUAUUUUCUUUCUCAUGAACCCUCGACCUAGCUACACAGUUCGAUUGCUUGGGGCCGUUUCCGGGUUGUCCACGUGUCAAGAUCGUAGCCAAUCAGGGUUCGAUGUGGCUAAUCAUGUGCAGAGAGAGAUUGGAGAGUCUCUUAAUUUUCAAUGUACUAAACUUACUAGGAAAGAUAAGUACAUGAUUUUGGCGGGAAACAACGGAGUUGUGUAAUUAGCAUAUAUGUACUCUUUCUGUCCUUAGUUGUUUACCCCAUGUAUCAAUAUACUCCCUCUUUCAAUGAUUGUUUAGGGACGGGUUAAAACAGUAAAUGAGGCAAACAAAAAGGGACAGUGGGAGCAUGUAGUAGUGUAGUAUUAGUAAUUGUAACUUUCAAGCUUAAGCUACAAGUUAAGUUUUUUGUUGUAGGAUUAUUUCGUUCAAAUGAAACUUGAUUUCUUAU